Molecule: messenger RNA, 1707 nt
Organism: Closterium sp. Naga37s-1
Lineage: Eukaryota; Viridiplantae; Streptophyta; Zygnematophyceae; Desmidiales; Closteriaceae
Source: the annotation of a GenBank genome assembly
AUGUCGGGGUUCGGCAACCAAUUCGAGAGCGAGGCGCUGCCCGGCGCGCUGCCCGCGGGGCGCAACAACCCGCGCGUGUGUCCGUACGGGCUGUACGCGGAACAGUUGACCGGGACCGCGUUCACCGCUCCGCGCAAGGAGAACCAGCGCAGCUGGUUGUACCGCAUUAAACCGUCCGUUACCCACCAGCCGUUCACCCCGUGCCCACCGCACCGCAGCAACCCUCUUCUCGUGAGCGACUUUUCUGCCGGCAGCUCUGCAAGCGAGGCAACACCGAACCAGCUGCGCUGGCGCGCCAUGCCUGUGCCGGGCCUGGAGGUUCGGCAGGUGGACUGGGUGCAGGGCCUGGUUACCGUGUGCGGGAGUGGCGGCGCUGCAGAUAAGACGGGCUUUGCCAUUCACAUGUAUGCAGCCAACAGCAGCAUGGAGCGAUGUGCAUUCGCCAAUGCGGACGGGGACUUGCUCAUUGUUCCGCAGCACGGCCGCCUGUGGGUGACAACAGAGUUUGGGCUGCUAGCAAUCCACCCGGGCGAGAUAGCAGUGGUGCAGCAGGGGGUGCGCUUCGCAGUGCAUCUGCCUGACGGCCCCUCUCGGGGUUAUGUGUGCGAGGUGUUCGGGGGGCACUUUCAACUGCCAGACCUCGGUCCAAUAGGUGCCAAUGGGUUGGCCAACCCACGUGAUUUCCAGACGCCCACCGCAUGGUUCGAGAAUGGUGCCGCUCCUGCUGGGUCGGUUGCGGUGCAGAAUGGUGGAGACAGGGUGGUGCAGAGCGGUGGAGGGGGGUUCAUGGUGGUGCACAAGUUUGCAGGGCGGCUGUUUGAGGCAAGGCAGGACUUUUCACCCUUCAAUGUGGUGGCAUGGCAUGGCAACUACGUCCCUUACAAGUACGACCUGACUCGCUUCUGCCCCAUGAACGCCGUCGCAUUCGACCAUCCCGACCCAUCCAUCUUCACAGUGCUCACCUGCCCCACCACCCGCCCCGGCGUUGCAGCCGUAGACUUUGUGCUCUUCCCGCCGCGCUGGGCCGUGGCGGAGGGCACGUUCCGCCCGCCCUACUUCCACCGCAACUGCAUGAGCGAGUUCAUGGGGCUUAUAACGGGGACGUACGAGGCCAAGGCAGAGGGAUUUGAGCCAGGGGGAGCAAGCCUGCACAGCUGCAUGACGCCCCACGGCCCUGACACUGCCACCUUUGAGCGGGCCGUGGCAGAGGAGGGCGACAGCAAGCCGGAACAAGUCCACAAGGGGUCGCUGGCGUUCAUUCUCCUCGGCCCAGUCACUCCCCUCCUAUGCUUUCCUCCACUGACAGCCCCCCCAAUCUUCUCCCUUCCCUUCUCCACUCCUGUCUCCUCACCCUUCUCCCCCCCCAUCUCCCCAUCAAUUCCCCUUCCUUCCUCUAACGGCCCGCCACUGUCAUUUCUAGCAGCUUCUCCUCCCUUCUCCAAUGGGCUCCCACUCUUAUUGGACGCGUCUGGUGAUUUUGAAGUGGUGUUUCCUGAGAAGCAUGAAGAGGUUGAAUGCGGAGUUGGAGGGAUAAGAGGAAUGGGGAAAGAGGGAGGUGGAGUUGAAUGGGGGGUGGAAGAGGGAGGUGGUGUUGAAUGGGGGGUGGAAGAGGGAGGUGGUGUUGAAUGGGGGGUGGAAGAGGGAGGUGGUGUUGAAUGGGGGGUGGAAGAGGGAGUUGGAGAAGAAGGGUGGUGCUGUGCUGUUUGA